AUGGAAACGACGUCGACCGCAGUGGAAGUCAACUCACGCCGUCGGGGGCUGUCGAGAGCGUUUCAAGUCCCGUUCGUUUGCAGUUCUUUCCGAAACGCUGUUUGCCGAGGAACCGCUCCUGCUGCUGACAGCGCACUUUUUGAAACGAAAUCGUUUUCCAUUUCCGAUACGCUUUCGCAAAGCUCAUCGGCUGUCGGAAAUGUGCGGAAGUUGGUGACAGGGCUCGCAGUAGACGACACGGAAAUGGAACUGGGGCUGGGGCCGAGGCGUGGCGUGUCGUCCACGUCCUCGUCGCCAGCAAUCUUGGAGUUGGGACGGCGCCACAGCCAUGGAGAUCGGUACCAUCGACGUGCGAGUGGUUUCGCUGGUGGUCGCGACAGGGCAUCACCCACGUGUCGCGGACACCAUUUGCGACGAGCCACGAUUCACCAGGACUCUGUGCGGCGGUCGUCGUCGGUGCGAGCUGCCGCCGCGGCGGCCGCGGCUCGAGUUACGCUCAAGGAACAGAUCGGACUCCUGGAUAGCGUUGCUAUGAUUGUAGGCAUCAUUAUUGGAUCUGGGAUCUUUGUGUCACCCAAAGGCGUGCUCAUCGCCUCUGGCUCUGUCGGGAUGUCGCUCAUCAUCUGGAUCGCCAGCGGGGUUUUCUCCAUGAUUGGCGCUCUCUGUUACGCUGAAUUAGGCAUGCCUUUUACGAAAGCAGGAACUGCCAUUCCUAAAUCCGGGGGUGAUUACGCGUACCUCUGGGCUGGAUUCGGACCAUUGCCAGCAUUCCUGUUCCUCUGGGUUGCGUUGCUCGUACUUUGCCCAUCGGCCAACGCCAUAAUAGCCUUAACGUUCGCCACUUACGUUCUUCAAGCAGUCUUUCCAAGCUGUGAACCACCGCAUUUGGCCGUUCAGCUCCUCGCCGCCGCAGUCAUUGGGCUCUUAACGUACAUCAACUGCCACAACGUACGAUGGGCCACACGAAUCCAGGACGUGUUUACAGGCACGAAAGUGGCAGCAUUGCUCAUAAUCACCGGUGCAGGGCUUUGGGCGAUGUUCGGGGCGCCUUCAAAUCAUCUCAUCACCAGGGAAGGACCAAGAGCCCUCUUCAAAGACACCAACUGGGACCCGGGCAGCAUAUCUAUAGCUUUCUACGCCGGGAUGUUCUCAUAUGCUGGAUGGAAUUUCCUCAACUUCAUCGUCGAAGAGGUCAAGAACCCGUUCGUAAAUUUGCCGCGAGCAAUUUGGAUCUCACUUCCUGUCGUGACGGCGGUUUACGUGCUGGCGAACAUGUCAUAUUUCGCCGUCCUGUCAAAAGAGGAAAUUCUAGAGUCCGGUGCAGUAGCUGUCACAUUUGCUGACAGGACGCUGGGUCAUCUUGCUUGGCUCAUGCCAAUUUUCGUCGCAUGUUCUACAUUCGGGUCACUAAACGGAGGAAUACUCGUCACGUCGCGCCUGUUCUUCGUCGGGGCACGAGAAGGGCAUCUGCCCGAGGCAUUGGCUUUGAUCAAUAUUCACAACUUCACCCCGGUUCCGUCUCUCGUGUUCUUGUGCGCUGUGACGAUCGUCAUGCUAUUCGUCACUGACCUGUAUGUGCUCAUAACUUACAUGAGCUUCGUGGAGAGCCUUUUUCGAGCUCUGUCCAUCGGUGCUCUGCUGUAUUUGCGGUGGAAAAAGCCAGACUUGUAUCGGCCGAUAAAGGCGAGGAACUCGAUGAGGUUUUGCCCGGAAUAUACUGUGCACUUGGUGUUCCCGAUCGUGUUCUUUAUCGUUUGCGUGAUGCUGACCAUCAUGCCGAUAUAUUCGAGCCCCUGGGAAGUGGGUGUCGGCGUAGCCAUCAUGCUCACAGGGCUCCCAGUGUAUUUCAUCUUCAUUUACCUCCCGAGGGCCGGCUACAGGGACUACGAGCUUAAGAAUAAACUGACAAGUCAGAUGUCAAUUUUUUGCUCCAAGUUCUUCGUGUGCUCCAGGCCGGAUGACCAAGCAUCAUUCUUCUACGAUUGA
Messenger RNA from Notodromas monacha, 1986 nucleotides. Lineage: Eukaryota; Metazoa; Arthropoda; Ostracoda; Podocopida; Cyprididae. The record is from the annotation of a GenBank genome assembly.